This is a messenger RNA of Capsella rubella, 1065 nucleotides long. RefSeq names its product protein AUXIN-REGULATED GENE INVOLVED IN ORGAN SIZE. The record is from RefSeq and is a predicted model, not a curated record. The coding region runs from base 568 to 969 and encodes 133 amino acids. The transcript is spliced from 2 exons. Gene Ontology annotation, biological process: positive regulation of organ growth. Lineage: Eukaryota; Viridiplantae; Streptophyta; Magnoliopsida; Brassicales; Brassicaceae.
ACGUGUCCUCUUUUUCGUCUUUUCUAACCAAAUCAGAAAAAUCCCUAAAUUCACUGAACCCUCCUCCCAUAUCUUCUGAUUCUCCUCUGAUCCUCUCCAUCUCCUCUGCCUUUAUUAGUAACCCCUUUCUUUGUUCUCCUUUCAUAAGCUACUUGUCUUCCUCAUUUGCCUACUAAAGCUUCUUCUUCUGAUAAAGGGAUUUGGCUCACACAGCUUAAAGACCAUAAUAAUCAAAACAUGGACAAUUUCUCUAUGCAGCUUUGUUUCUAAACCGGAAUCACAUCAGCUCAGAAUCACCCUAUUUCUUUCUUCUCAUCAAAGCUUCCUCUUUUAUUAAGUCUCACCCAUUUGAGUUAACUCAUCAAAGAACUCGGCGACUUGUCUGCAUCCUCGGUUUCUGAAUCGUGAUCUGUCUCGAACUCGUCACCGAUCGUUUUGAUCAAGCUGCAUUGGCUAACCAAAAAAAAAAGCUCGUUGGUUCUAACUUAAAAAAAGAUCAGAUCUUUGUUCUAAUUUGUCUCACCGGUCUUCUAAAUCCGAAAUCAGAACCAAGGAAAGCCUCGUCAGAUGAUUCGCGAAAUCUCAAACUUAGAAAAAGAUAUCAAAGGCCGUUGCUCAAACAAUCUAGUGAUGGACUUGGGAAGAAACAAUCGUAAAAACGUGAGCUUUCGAAGUUCGCCGGAGAAAAGCAAGCAAGAGUUACGGCGGAGCUUCUCGUCGCAGAAAAGGCUGAUGAUCCCGGCGAAUUGUUUCAGUUUGGAGUCUCUGUUUCUGCUGGUGUGUCUCACGGCGUCUCUGUUAAUACUCCCGUUAGUUUUGCCGCCGUUACCUCCGCCUCCGUUUAUGCUGCUUUUGGUUCCGAUCGGGAUUAUGGUUUUACUCCUUGUUCUUGCCUUCAUGCCUUCUUCCGAUUCUAAUGCUUCUGCUCAUACUACUAGUAAUCGAGAUGUAACUUGCCGUUUUAUCUAAUUUUUAUUUCACAACUUCAAAAUUACAUAGUUAAACCAAUGCAAUAUGGAUGUAAAAUAAUUAAAGCUGAAAGGGCAAUAUACCACAAAUUCGAAA